Lentinula edodes (shiitake mushroom) is the source of this 1542-nucleotide messenger RNA. RefSeq lists its product as uncharacterized. Bases 50 to 1213 code for a protein of 387 amino acids. Lineage: Eukaryota; Fungi; Basidiomycota; Agaricomycetes; Agaricales; Omphalotaceae. Gene Ontology annotation, molecular function: actin binding. The record is from RefSeq and is a predicted model, not a curated record. The transcript has 4 exons.
GUGGGAAUCUUUUCACCUCUUCAGAUAUUAUCUUGUGCUCGACUUCAUUAUGGCAUCCAGCGAGCUCCUUGCACAAAUUCAAGCCGGAAAAGGCCUCAAGAAAACGACAACUCGUGACCGAAGUGCACCAGCAAUAGAAAAACCUAAGGGUGGAGGAGGAGGAGGGGGAGGAAUUUCUGCAGGAGUCUCAUCAGCUGGACCUGCAAUGGGCAUGGGUGCCGGUGGUCCCCCUCAAUUGGGAGGCCUUUUUGCUGGCGGAAUGCCCAAAUUAAAGUCAGCUGGGCAGAACAAUCUAGCUAAACCGCCAGCGUUGGGCAAACCUCCAUCAGUUCCAGGAGCAGCUCCAGCGAUCCCUGUAGCUCGUGCAGCACCGCCAACACCUUCAGCGCGCACGCCUGCUCCUGCUCGCGCACCACCUCCGCCAGCACGCGUGCCUCCCGCUCCUGCCCGAGCACCGCCAGUGCCAACGCCGUCUGCCCCGCAUCCGCCAGCACGCGCACCUCCCGCUCCUGCCCGAGCACCUCCAACACCAACGCCGUCUGGCCCGGAUCCUCCCGUACGGAAUGUGCCUCCACCUAGAUCGGCCCCGGCUCCCCCCGUACAAAGUGCACCCAGUCUCCCUUCACGAAAACCACCUGCUGCUCCUGCUCGUCCUAGUCCUGCUCCGCCAUCACGUGCUACUCCUCCUCCAAUGUUGCCUCACCGUAGUGCUUCACCUGCUUCACCACUUUCACCCCCAUCCCGACUUCCGCCCAGUAUACCUUCUCGGAAACCUAAUGCUCUAACUACACCGGGACGUGCACCGCCACCGCCACCUCAAAGACCAUCGAGUGUAGUUGUUUCUUCGCCUGCAAAAUCUCCACCGCCGCCGCCGCCAGCUCGUAAACCUCCUCCUGUUGCACCACCACCUCGUGAAUCGCGUCUAAGCACGCCUCUGGCAUCUGUUGGACUUGCCCCACCACCUCCUCCUCCUGCCGCCAGACCUCGGGUUGCUUCUUCACCUUUGCCACCUUCUCGGCCUGCAACUAAUGGUGUAGCGUCGGCACCUGCUGCUCCUCGUCGUCAAAUACCCUCUCCACCUCCCACAGCUGGCUCACACAUAUUUCCAGUAUCUGAUUUUCCACCUCCUAGACCGUUCGCGGCUGGAGUGAGAACGUAUCCCAGUGGUCGUCAAAAAGGAAGCGACUUUGAUUUCGGAUCGAUGUAUGCGUAAUAGACUUUUUUCUACAUCCUUUCCUCGGGGAACGGAUGAUGAACAAAAUUACUUUCGCGUUCAUUUGCAUUUGUACAAUCCGGCAGAUGUUGAUGUUGUUCUUCAUUCUUGGCAAAUCAUCUUACACUUCACCCUCUUCCAGGCUCAAGCUCCAUCUCACUGUACUAGGAAGACACAGGCUGUUUUUUUCCAAGUUUCUCCGAUCUUUCAGAUCGACGUCGCGUUAAUGAUUGUCAAAGUUGACGUUAGAGGAGGAUACAUGAGUAAACUCGAGUCUCCAGUUUUUUUUUUCUGUUGUAAUUAAACACAUCGCAACUAUUGACGUUCGU